GCUAUAGGGUCUGCAAACUAUGGGAUGCUGGUAUGAGGUAUGGUAGUGAUUAGGACUUUGGUAUGGCAGUGAUCAGGAUGUUAGCAUGAGGUAUGGUGGUGAGCAGGACGCUGGUAUGGCAGUAGUUGGAACGCUAGUAUGGGGUAUGAGGGUGAUCAGGAUGCUGGUAUGGGGUAUCGCAGUGAUCAGAACGCUGGUAUGGCAUACAGGGUGAUCAGAAUGCUGGUAUGGGGCAUGACAGUGAACAGAAUCUGGAAUGGAGUAUGGCGGUGAUCAGAAUGCUGGUAUGGUGUGUGGCGAUGAUCAGGGUGCUGGUAUAGCAUAUGGCGGUGAUCAGAGUGCUGGUAUAGGGUAUGGUAGUGCUCAGGAUGCUGGUAUGGAAUAUGGCAGUGAUCAGAAUGCUGGUAUGGGGUAUGGUGGUGAUCAGGACACCGUUAUGGGGUAUGGCGGUGACCAGGAUGCUGGUAUGGGGUAUGGCGGUGAUCAGGAUGCUGGUAUGGCAUGACGGUGA
Molecule: messenger RNA, 511 nt
Organism: Staurois parvus
Lineage: Eukaryota; Metazoa; Chordata; Amphibia; Anura; Ranidae
Source: the annotation of a GenBank genome assembly